GGAGCGACGGCUUAUGUUUUUACAGAACUACGGAGUGUAUUGUAGAUCUAGAUCUAGACCUAGUCUAGACUCAACUACUUGAACUAUGACGUCUAGUCUAGUACUAGAGUAGUAGUCUAGUCAGUCUAGACUCUACCAAUCUAGACUGACUAUAGAGUUUAAAGUUUAAGCUGGUUACACUUACAGUAUGAGUAUACCAGUCAACUCAGUGUAGUAUUAAUUUAUUUCCCAGCCAGGCCCCAGUGUAAGAUAAUAUUCAUCAUGGCAUUGAACAACAGAUAAACCGCAAUAUUUUGGUGUGGAAGUGUAAACAUAAAAAGUACAGAUGACACCCCGCUCGCCCUGGGAUCGAAUGAAGACUAAAAACUUUUAUAUGAUACUAGUUUUAGUGGCGGUAUCAACUAUAACAUUGUGGAUACUUUCUUCUCCAUCUCCAAACUUUCAAACGAUUGUCAGCAAAACACAGUCUGGAAUCAUACGUGCUUCUAAUAUUCAAAUAAGAGAAAAGGAAUUAACUGUCGAUCCAGUUUACUUGAAAAGACUUGGAUUCACAGCAGAUGUAAAUGCUCAGAACAUUGAAGAAACGGGCUAUUCUGAAAGCUCAGUGAUUAGCACUGAAUCUGAUUUUGUACCAUUGCUGAAAGAUAGCUAUGGGCUCCCUGUCAUUGCCAGUGGAGUAAAACCUGAUCUGUUUCCAGAGGCAGUCGUGCUCAUGAACUCAAUAAAAUCCCUUCUUCCACAUUACAAAACUGUGUUAUAUGACCUGGGCGUAUCAGCUUCAGAACAACUCUUGCUCAACAAACAUUGUAAUGUGAGUUGGAAUUGUGAAACUAGAGUCUUCAAAUUUGACAAAUAUCCAUCUCAUGUGAAAUAUUUAAAUAUAAAGAGUUACAGACCACUCUGUAUACAGGAGAUGCUGCAUAGGUAUGGAGCUGUGAUCUGGGUUGAUGAUGGAUAUUAUUUUACUGAGAGCAAUCUGACUCUUUCCUUGACUCGUGCUAAAGAGUUUGGUCUCCAAGGUUGGCCUUUGAAAGAUCCUACCUCUUCUUUUACUCAUCCAAAAAUGUUCAAGUUUUUCAACAUGGAUCAGAACUCUUACUUCUUUCAGCAUGCUAUAGAAGCCUCACAUCUGAUGGUAUUCAACACAGAAAAAGUAAGCAAAGAUGUUAUGCUACCCUGGGUGAAAUGUGCCCUGAUGGAGGAAUGCAUCAGCCCACCCGGAGCCCAAGACUCUGGCUGCAACUAUUUCAGGAAGCCCCUUUUCAAGUAUACUGGCUGCCAUAAGUAUGAUAUGUCUGCACUGAAUGUCAUAUUAGGGAUUGCCUUCAAGUUUGAUGAGGAGCCAUACACUAAUAGGGAAAAGCUGUUUGGCAACUUAUUGGAUGACCAGUUAAGAGCUGAGAACAAAACUAGGCCUGAGUAUGAAAUAAGGUGGGCCAUGAGCAGGCAGAUAAAUGUUUAGCCUAGUUGCUUGUGAUUGUGAUUAUUUUUAUUUUGGAGAGACUAUUUAAAUUUAGUAGGAUUUAUUCUCUUGUUCGAUAUGCAUAAAGACAGUGGGUUUAAGAUACUCAUUGGUCUUACUGUCAGACUGUUUAAAUGUCAAGUAGCUCUAAAAUAAGUGCAGUAUGAUACAUGUGUUACUAUGUAGCAUGUCUUAUGUGCAUGAGUAAUUGUGUGCGUUCAGUAUCCAGAAUAUACUUUUACUGUCUAAUGUGCCAGAUAAAAAACUUUUUUCUCUUAAGCUUAGAAAAAGUAUGUGCUUCCAUCCUGUUUAUUUGUUUCUUGCCUAUAAUUAAACCACUCAUUGAUGUUUCUUUGGCAACUUGAUAAUGUGAGAAAAAUUUUUAUGACUUGUUCAGGUGCUUAUUUUUUUUUUUUUUUUUUUGGUUGUUGAUAACAUUUGAUAUAGCAAAGCAUUUUUAAAUAUUUACUCAUUUAUGUGUAUAAAUGAUUUUUUGCUUGCUUCAAUUAAUUCUUUGAUGAGCCAUACAAACCUUUCAAUUUCAAACUCUAAAUGUGACAUUUGAUGCUCUCUAGCUUGCUUGUAUAAUGGUUGUAGAAUCAUUUCUUUCUCUUGCUCAAGCUUGUUUCUACUGUAUGAUUAAUCAAAAUGUGAGACUUAUUAACAGUGAACAUUAAAAGUGAGAGAUGUGAAGAUGAAAAGAUGUGUUGAUAAUCUUGUAUUAUUAUAAUUUUUUUAUGGACUUAUCCACUUUUUUAUUGAUAUUUUUCUCAACUUAGCCAGAAAUUUGUCUGAGAUUUUGAUUUCCUUUGUUACUUUUGCAUUUGUCUUAUUGAUAUAAUAUUUAUUUCUGCAUUAUUUGUUUGUUAUUACUUUUUUAUACUUAUACUUUCAAAAGCAAAAUAUUUUUAAUGAAACUUUCCUGAUCAAAGUCAUAGGAUAAUUUCUGUUGUUAAAACAUAAAAAAAAAUAUUAAAUAGAUUAUUAUUUCAGUGGCAGAUAAGGCUUUACUAAAUUUGCCUUUGUAAUACAUAUAGUUCCUAAAUCAAAGAAAUGAUUAUUUUUUAAUAUAUAUAUAUUUCAACUGCCAGUGUGUAUGUAUGUACAUUUCUUUGUAAAAGAUUCUUGUAAUUACUUUUGAUAUUAAUCAUAUUUGUGAUGUAAAGCUCAUUCUUAAGUCAGAUAAAAAAAAAUUAUUUAUAUUUAAAAUAUUAAGAUAAAGUUAUCUUCUUUCCUGAUAUCGAACAUCACUCUAUGGUCUUUAAAGAAGAGUUCUUCAUUUAAAGUUUUAUAUACUUUGAAAAUCAAUAACACAGCAUUUCAGGUCAUUUGGAUAUAUCCUGUAGUGUGGCUACAUUUGAUAAUUAUAGAUUUUCAGAUUAAAACUUUGACAUUGGGCUACGGUUAAAAACAUAAAAAUUUUUCGUAAACCUUAAUUUGGAAUUGUAAACUUUUAUGCAAGUUUUUUUAUAAUGUCAUUUUCAUUUGGAAUGAAGACUUGCAGCAAAUCAAUUUCUUUUUGAGACAUAGUUUUAAAGAUCGCAAUAUUUUUGAGAAUGCAUGCAUAUAGCAAUCUAACAAGUGAAUAGGAAAUUAGCUAUUUUCUCUCUCAAAAGUAGAAAAAUGUUAUUUACAAAAAAGAAUUGAGUGCAAGAAAGUUUUGAUCAAUACUUAUCAAUUCUGUUUCAUUUAAAAUAAAAAUUUUACUCUGUGCAUAAAAGUACUUUAAUGUAUAUAGUUGUGCUUUAAAAAAAUGUAUUUAUAUAUUUUCCAAUAAUAAUUAUUUAUUGUUUUAUUGAGAACAAAUUUGGAUUUAGCAAAUGUGUUUUUUUUUACUGUGACAUAAUUAUUAUUUUUUCUCACUUCAGACAAUGCUGUUAAAGGCACUCAUCUGAGAAAGCCUCAUUCACUUUCUUACAGUGUUACUAUCCAUACUGAAAUAGUUAGGCAAAUAUUUUUUUGUGUGUGUUUAAGGUAUAAGUUAAAUUCAGAAGUGUUUAUUUCUCUAAUGCACUAAAUUAAAAGCUAGAUAUAAUAUUCUGAGUACAAUCAAUACAUUCUGUAACUAUUACUGUUUAUCCUUUAGACUUUUUGAAUUCCAGUCAAUUAAAAAAAAAGUUAAGUUCCCUUUCAGACCUUGUGGUCUAUAGGGCAGAUGAUGUAAAGGUCAUCUGAAUUUGUGGCCUACGGUUAACGAGGGUGUCAUGUGGCCAGCACAAUGACUAAUCGCCUUUACUUUUCCCUAAUUAAUGUCAGGUACCCAUUAGAGCUGGGUGGACUCAGAGACGCCCGAAGAUCCUGAAAUUCAAAAUCCCAGUCUUCACCAGGAUUCGGACCCCGGUUCGGAAGUCAAGCCAUAGCACCUCCUCCAGUCAAUUAGAAAGAGUUUUUUUUUUUAUUUGUGAUGCAUGUCAUUGUCAUGGCAACCUACAUUCCGCAGUAUAGUCAGCUAGUUGGUCCUGACCACAUUGUGGAUACAGAAAUGUGUAAACACAAACUUCUCAUGUCUUCUAAAACAAAAUUGCUCAAAAUAUUCCUAAGUUAAGUUUUUUUUUGAUGGGGGUCACGGGAGGAGGAGGGAUAGUACUCAUUUAAAAUAGAAAUAUACUUUUUAAUUUCUAAAAUCUGGUUGAUUUCUUAGCAACACUGUCAAUAAAAGUGACUGCAAAUUUGUACUCUUAAAUUUUUCAAUGUCUUUUCUAGUCUUAGGUUUAAAAAUGUUGUAAUUUUAAAAAAUCAUUGGAUUUAUUCAAUGAAAAUGAAUAAAUUUGUGAAUUGGCUGUGUAGGAAUCACUCUAAAUCAUUAACAUCAUUUAAAAAUCUGUAUUUAAAAAAAAUUGCUUUUUUGUAGCGCAUCUUCCAUGCUUAUAACAUGCUCAGUAUACUAUGGUCCAAUCUCUUUUCUGGACCAGUGGGGGUACCUAGAAAAAGGUUUCAGUGCUGACUUAAGGUGCGCGGCAAAUACAACUCUGCUUGAGUUAGGAUUCAAACUCAAGUUCCCAUGUUAGGUGACAGCCCUAGCCAAGCGGUUAUGGCCUUGCAGCCACACAUCCUACACUAUCAUAUUUAAUUUUUUUUUACAAAUGUAUUAGCCUACUUCAAUUGAUUUUCUUUUUCUACCUGAGAUGAAAUGUGAAUAGUUCAUUUAUUAUUUCAUGGGACUAAAUUAAAAACUUGUUCAUCUUAUGAUAAAUAUAAGGUGUUUUAAAAAUAUAAAAAAACAAAAAAAGGUGCAUUCAUACCGAUUAGCAUAAAAUUUACUGUGCUGGUCAGUUGUUUAAAAUUAGCUGACAAACAUAUCUAUAAGACUGCAUUUUUUGUGUGUGUGAAGGAGCCAAUGCAUAGGUCUAUGGUUCAUGUCAUGGAGGAGACACCAUUUUUUUUCUUCAAAAAUAGGCUGACUCUACCAAUAGUUAUUACAAUAAAAUGUGGUAUUUAUGGUAGACUAAUAGUACCAUCUGAUGCUAAAGAACAUUACUAGCAGUUUUUUUGUAUAUUAAAAACUCUUUUAUUUCUUGUUCAGAAUGAUAACAGAAAACCAGAAGUGUAAACCUUUAUAUCUCUUCUCUAAAUGUUUAAAGCACAAAUAUAAAAGACCCACCCAGGAUAUUAGCAUCUUUUUUUUUCUAUUCUAAAGAUAUUAAAAGUAUGAAUUUUUGGUAACUAUAGACAUGUUGGUCAUUUUUAUUUUUCUAAAAAAAAUUUGUUAUAUCUAAGAGUUAGCAUUAUUUGCUUAGGAGUUUGGCACAGGGCUUAAAAAAUGGAAAUAAUGGCUAUUAGGUUAUGCUUGGGUUAACCUGAGUAAAAGUGAUUGAACACUGUGCAACUUUUGCAUAUGCAUAAACAUGGGAAUUAAACAUCUAUCUUAUAGAACUUUAAAGCAAUUUUGACCUUUCUUGUAAAGCUACAUUAUACUUGUGUAAAAUCAUCUAAUUUUGUCAUUAAAUUGUUUACUGUAUGUAUAUGUAUAUAUAUAUAUAUUUUGUCUUUUCCAUAUGUUAUAUAAGUUAUGGUAAAAUUGACCUUGAUAUACUGUAUUAAAUUAUUUUUUGAAAUCAGUUCCUACUUUAUGCUCAAAUAAAAUCAGAUAGAAUAUGAUAAGCUCAGAUCAAAUAGGAUCUGAACCAAUCAUCAUUGAAAAAAAAAAUGGCCAGUAUGGGGAUGGAACCCAUGACAUUCAUGUUAUUAGCACGACAUUCAUCAACUUUGCCAUCAUUUUUGUCCAUUUCCAGACUUCCAGCUGUUGACAAAUUUGUUCCUUCCGUGAAGAGAAUGCAAGAUCAUAGUACGAAUUGAAAAUUAUUUUGUAAACAUAAACUUGAAUUUGAUGUCCUACAAAUUGCUAAUCAUUCUGUACUAGUGAAUACCACACAACAUUCUGGCCUCCUAUAUUGUCCACACACUCAUUGUACUGCCUACUUUACACUGCUCAUCUUCUUAUACAUUUUCAACAUUUUAAUAAAAAUAUAUAUAUAUAUUGCACUUCUAUAAAAAAAAAAAAGGAAAGUUUUCUCAUAUUGCAAGGUGUACAGGCCCAUGGACAUUUCAAACUAUAGUAGAUGUAAUUUUUGUGAUAAGUUCUUAUUUCAAGCACCAUUGUUACUCUCGUAUUCAUUGCUUGAAUUGUUUUUUUUUUUUUUAUACCAUUGGUUAUCAGUAUUAGAGCAUAAAAAUGUUCUCCUUUGAAAUGUGUGUAGCUAUGAAUUUUACUAUGAAUGAUGUUGCAUGGUCUGAUGUGCAUGUUUCUUGAACACUUCAUUGUUGAGGCUAUUCUUGUUCCUUAUCACAAACGAGAUUAAUUUCUAUGAACUCAGAGCGUGGUGUGUGCAGAAUUCUAGUUUGUGUAUAGAUGUGAUAUUAGUGACUUUCCUAAAACAGAUUUGAAGCAAAUGUUAUCACUGUAUAGAUUAAACCAAUUUAUUUAUUGAUGAAUUGAACACAUGAUUUGUCAACCAUGUAUGUGUAUGGAGGUGAUCUGCUUCCUAGUCUCACACUGUACACCACUUUAUAAAUAGCUUUUUUUUUUUUAGCCCAGUGUAUUGUGUGUAUUUUCCCCAUCUAUGGUGCAAUUUCUAAUAUCCAGAAACUUGAAUAAAUGGCUAUUAAAAUGCA
Messenger RNA from Biomphalaria glabrata, 6574 nucleotides. RefSeq lists its product as uncharacterized. Lineage: Eukaryota; Metazoa; Mollusca; Gastropoda; Planorbidae. The record is from RefSeq and is a predicted model, not a curated record. The transcript has 7 exons. The coding region runs from base 326 to 1462 and encodes 378 amino acids.